Messenger RNA from Amaranthus tricolor (Joseph's coat), 780 nucleotides. RefSeq lists its product as uncharacterized. NCBI's taxonomy places the organism in Eukaryota, Viridiplantae, Streptophyta, Magnoliopsida, Caryophyllales, Amaranthaceae. The coding region runs from base 1 to 780 and encodes 259 amino acids. The transcript has a single exon. The record is from RefSeq and is a predicted model, not a curated record.
AUGGACAUUGCUAGAUUGUGUGCUGCACAGAACCACCUACAAUCAUGGUUUCUUAGAAGGGAAAGACUUUGGAGACAGAAAGCUUGGUCUUAUGGCUUUAAUAUGAUAGAUCAUAAUAAUAAGUUCAUCCAUGCCUCAACUGUAAUCAGAAGAAAGAAAAAUGAGAUAGUUCAGCUUGAAAUCAAUAGGAGAACAGUCCACGGUGUUUCAAACCUCAAAAGAGAAAUAAGUUUUUACUUUGCUGAUAGAUUUUCACAGGAACAUAAUCGUGCUCUGGACUUUGAUAUGGGACAUCACUUGAAAAAAUCUGCUGAUCAAGUUAGAUUUUUGGAAUCUAGACCAACGAGGGAUGAAGUUAAGAAUGCGGUAUGGGCCUGUGGUACGGAUAAAGCACCUGGUUUUGAUGGGUACAACUUCAAAUUUAUUAGAGAAAUGUGGGAUGUGAUCAAUGAGCAGAUUUAUGAAUUUGUUUUGGAUUUCCUGGACUUUAGUGGGUCGGCCAAGGCAAUCAAUGUAACCUGGGUUACUUUGAUUCCCAAGAUUAUGGAUCCUUGCUCUAUUGAGGAUUAUAGACAAAUAAGUAUAAUGGGUACACUGUAUAAAGUUAUGUCUAAACUCCUCUCCCUUAGACUCAAGCAAGUGAUUGCUUCUCUCAUUGAUGAAUCACAUAACGCUUUUGUGAUGGAUAGACAAAUCCUUGGUGUUCUAGUUACAAAUGAAGCUAUUAGGUGGUUAAAGAAAAAAAGAAUUCAUGGUGCACUUCUAAAGCUUGAUUUUUAG